CUGAUUCAAGACAACGUAGUUCUGUCCAGAACUCUACACUGGGGAUAAGGACAUGGGACUCCUCCUGCCGGCUUCCAGAUGGUUCAUUACAACUGACAUCUUGGUUGACAACUGUGAAAAGGAACUUUGGAUUAUUUUAUUUUAUUUUUGUGGGAGACCACAAUCCCCAAACUGUAGGACAUAUCAGGUUCCAUAUUUCUUGUAGAAUUUUAAAAUAACCUUUUCUGAUGAGGAUGUCUGAUAUUCUUACUGUAAAAGAUGAAGCUGAUACAAUGAAGGGUUCAGAAGCUGAAUUUAAAGAUACAGACCCGGUUGAAAACUUUAUAAAAUCAGGAAGUCAGGAGCAAAUUCAAGCAGAAAAGGAUGAAAACUGUCCUGAUAGCAAAAACAGUAUGCCGCGGCCAGUGCAGUCUUUUGGACAGACAGCAAAAAGGUCGAAGUCAAACACAAAGUUAAAGUUAGUUCGGAGCCUUGCUGUAUGUGAAGAAUAUCCGCCACCUCCCACAGCUGAAAUAUCACAGGACCUCCAGGAGAAAAUUCAGAUCCAGUUGUCACAGUCCUUUGAAAAAGAAGAAAAGCCUGCAAAAGAUGAAACAGAAAAGGAAAAAUCCAGUGAUAAACUGUCCAGAAAAAUGUUAUCAAGAGAUUCCAGUCAAGAAUACACAGAUUCCACUGGUAUAGAUCUUCACGAAUUUUUAGUAAAUACAUUAAAAAACAAUCCCAGGGACAGAAUGAUGCUGCUGAAAUUAGAACAGGAAAUUUUAGAUUUCAUUGGUAAUAAUGAACUUCCAAGAAAAAAAUUUCCCCCUAUGACAUCUUACCAUAGAAUGCUGUUGCACAGGGUAGCUGCUUACUUUGGAUUAGAGCACAACGUGGACCAGAGUGGGAAGGCAGUCAUAGUAAAUAAAACUAGCAAUACAAGAAUACCUGACCAAAAGUUUUCUGAGCAUAUAAAGGAUGAGAAGAGUGAUGAUUUCCAGAAGCGGUACAUCCUUAAAAGAGAUAACUCUAGUUUAGACAAAGAUGACAACCAGAUGAGAAUACGAUUAAAAGAUGACAGAAGAAGUAAAUCCAUAGAAGAACGUGAAGAAGAAUAUCAGAGAGCUAGAGAAAGAAUAUUUGCACAAGAUUCCCUGUGUUCCCAAGAGAAUUAUUUCACUGAUAAAAGAAUCCAGGAGGAAGAAACUAAUAGUACACAACAAAGACGACAGAUACUUAGAAUCAAUAAGGAAACAUCAGGGAGAUCAGCCAACAGCCACCAGAGCAGUACUGAGAAUGAGCUGAAGUAUUGUGAACCCCGUCCCUGGAGCAGCACCGACUCUGAUAGCUCCAUCCGCAAUCUGAAGCCAGCUGUAACGAAAGCCAGCAGCUUCAGUGGGAUAUCGGUUCUGACAAGAGGAGAUAGCUCUGGAAGCAGCAAAAGCACAGGCAGGCUGUCUAAGACAGGUUCAGAGUCUUCUAGUAGUGUAGGGUCAUCCACGGGUUCUCUUUCUCACACCCAGCAGCCUCUUCCGGUGCCAGCUCUAAGCCAGCCUUCUCAUGGCACACCUGCCGUCUAUCCAACUGUCAGCACUAGUAACUCUCUUACCUUUGAUGGUGGCAUAAGCGGGCAAGUGGCACCUACUAGCACUAGCUUCUUUUUGCUUCCUUUGGAAGCGGCAGGCAUACCGCCUGGCAGUGUUCUGAUCAACCCUCAAACAGGUCAGCCAUUCCUUAAUCCAGACGGCACUCCAGUUGUGUACAAUCCUCCUAUGCCUCAGCAACCUGUUAGGACCCAAGUGCCUGGACCUCCGCAACAGCCACCUCUUCCUGCACCACCUCAGCAACAGCCAGCAGCUAAUCACAUCCUCUCACAGCAAGACAACCUAGGAUCACAGUUUAGCCAUAUGAGUCUUGCCCGCCAGCCACCUGCUGAUCCAGCUGAACCUCAUACUGCUAUGUUCCAGUCCACGGUAGUCCUCCAGCCCCCACAGCAGCCCGGUUAUAUCAUCGCAGCUGCUCCACCAUCUGGCCAACCGGUUUCUGCUCCAGGCUACUCGACAUCUAGCCACCCUGUCAACCAGCAAGUACUCCAGCAGCAGGGAUAUAUGCAGCAACCUGUGCCACAGAUGCCAGCUUGUUAUUGCACCCCCAGUCAGUAUCCGCACUCCAGUCAACAAUAUCGGCCUGUUUCUGUCCAUUACAACACACAGCAAAACCAACCAUUGGCACAGCCUGGACAGCAGACAGGUUACCAGGUUUUGCCUAACCAGCAGCAAAACUACCAGGGUUUAGUUGGAGUUCAGCAGUCUCAGAAUCAAAAUCUAGUCAGUGGCCAACACAACAACGUUGGGAAUCAAAUUCAAGGUGUGAUUGUUCCAUAUCCUUCAGUGCCAUCUUAUCAGGUUUCGGUGCCUCAAGGUUCCCAAGCAGUGCCCCAGCAGACAUAUCAGCAGCCUGUUAUAAUUCCCAGUCAGUCAAAUCAAGGAUUGCGCAACGGAAUGCCCGUUUACUACAGUGUCAUUCCAUCAGGUCAACAGAAUAAUUUAAGUUCAUCUGUAGGAUAUUUGCCGCCUCCUGGAUCAGAGCAGCUACAGUUUCCUAGAACAUCAUCACCAUGCAACUCUCAGCAGCUUCAAGGACAGCAGUGUGCAGCGGUAGCACCACCACCAGGUGGAGGAGUAGUAAUGAUGCAGCUAAACAUACCCAACAAUCCUCAGCCUCGGAACCAUUCCCCUCCACAAUGGAAACAGAAUAAAUAUUACUGUGAUCAUCAAAGGGGGCAGAAGUCCAUAGAACUUAGCACUUUAGACGGUGCUGCGCAGCAUAGUCCUCAACUAGGUAGUCCUGUCACCUCGCCGGCCCAGUCACCAGCACCAGCUCAGCUAUCAAACAUGAAGAACAUCCGUCCCACGUUAACACCUCUUUCUGUUGUGUCCCAGUUUUCUAGACCUUUUGUCCCCGGACAAGGAGAUGCCAGAUACCCAUUGCUUGGCCAACCCCUGCAAUACAAUCCACCAACUUUAUUACGUGGACAAGUAACAAGCCAACAGUGUCAGCCUGGAAACAGACAUGGAAACAGGGGAAAGAAACCAGCAAAGAAGGCUGCUUCAGCUGAUCUCGGUGCAGGAGAACCAGUUGUGGGAAAAGUUCUAGAAAUUACUGAACUGCCAGAAGGCAUAACUCGUAUGGAAGCAGAAAAACUAUUUGGAGAACUUUUAAAAGUUGGUGCCAAGAUUCGGUGGCUAAGGGAUUCGCAGUGUCUACCAACACAGCAGCAGCACCACCGUCGUUACUGUGGCAGCGGAGACAGUGUGAACACUGAGCCACCCAAACCUAGUGACUUGGCCUCCACUUAUACGGUUCUAGCCACGUUCCCGACCAUGUCAGCUGCUCAGAACGCGUUGAAGAAGCAAAGCAGUACCUCAGUGAACAAGUUCAGGCUGAGAACAAGCAAGAAGCACUACGACUUUCAUGUUCUGGAAAGGGCAAGUUCUCAGUAGCAGUUACAUCAGCGGACGCGCAGCCUUUACUACUUCCACGUCCUCCUUUCCUUGAUUGGCUUGAUGUUUUGGGGUUUCUGUUCCUUUCAUAGAGACUCCUGGGAUGUUUUGUCAUAUGACAUUAGCCAUUGAAGAAUAAAUAACCCAGUGACCCACCAAGAUGAAGAAAAAAAAAAUACAGAGUUAAUCCCAGACAAUAGCAAGGAAUCAUCUUUGAGACAGGCAGCUUUCCACAAGGAAUGCUGUGGAAAUGCCCCCUACUUUUGUAGUAGUUUUGUUUUAUAUUUUUGAAUUCUUGUAUCAGAUCCAAAGUUCUAUUGUACAGCAAACGUUCAUAAAAAUCCAUAUUCAGAUUUGUAUUUUAUAGUCCCUUUUCACAGCCAGCACACAGCUGUCCAUUCCAAGGCAGGAACCUGAGGAUUGGUGGAGGGGAAAAGAGAACCAUUUUCAAGGAAUUACAUUCAUUUUCUAGCAAACUAUGCCAAAUUAACCUGUUCUUUGUCCCUUGUGUUUUUCUUUUCUUUUCUUUUUUUAAGGGGAAAAAAAUAUAAUUGUACUAACUAACCCUUUAGAUGGUCACUUUCUUUUGAGAUUCAUGCAAGCAAUGUCAAAAGAAUUACAGGUAGGUUGUACCCUUGAAGGAUUUGCUUCUGAUCCAACAAGUUUAAUAAUUAUUUAAAGGGGAAUAUGAAUAGGUUACAAAGAAUGUUCACUGAAUCACAUUUUAGCAUUUCUUCUUUUUAGCGGAAGUGUGAAGAAACUAAAAUGUAUCUUCACAAGUGACAAAAUGUUUGCACUUUAAUUGUGUUCCCACCAGUAUGGAUCUCUUCAUCUUCCUUUUCCACGCUAAGAUAAUUACGUUUGAUAAGUGCUGGAAACCUUUUUAAUGGUUUAAGUUUUCAUCAUUUGCAGAUGCUCACUGGACAUUAAAGAUUCAUUGCACAUAAAUGAAACAAACUUUUUUCAAUUUGUGUAAUUUGCAAGGCUGUACAAUGUGUGCUGAUGCAAGCCUUUUUCAGUUCAAGAAAAUAAAUGUUUACAAACACAAA
Tauraco erythrolophus (red-crested turaco) is the source of this 4531-nucleotide messenger RNA. NCBI's taxonomy places the organism in Eukaryota, Metazoa, Chordata, Aves, Musophagiformes, Musophagidae. The record is from RefSeq and is a predicted model, not a curated record.